AUGCACGCAAACCAGUUGAUCUACGCGGACCCUGCCAGAAGGCUGGAGCUGUAUUUCCGCCCCAAGGACCCUUACUGCCAUCCCGUAUGUGCCAAUCGCUUCCCCACCUCCACCAUGCUGCUCAAGGUGAAGAGGAGGACCAAGAAGAAGAAGCAGUUGGACACGGAAGAACGAGUCCAGCCAGAGGUCCAGUUCGAAAUGGAAAUUCUUGGGACUGUCACCACUGUUUAUAAAUUUCAAGGAAUGUCUGAUUUCCAGUACCUGGCAAUGCACUCUGGUCCCGAUGGCAAACAAACCUCCAUGUAUGACAAAGUCCUAAUGCUCAAACCAGAGAAGGAAGAGUUUUUCAAUAGAGAAUUACCUCUCUACAUCCCGCCACCGAUUUUCUCACGUCUGGACACUCCUGUUGACUAUUUUUAUCGGCCAGAUAUUCAACACCGGGAGGGAUACAACAAUCCCCAGGUGUCUGGUGAGAACCUGAUUGGCCUCAGCAGGGCCCGUCGCCCGCACAACGCUAUCUUUGUGAACUUUGAUGAUGAGGAAAUCCCAACUAAACCCCUGGAUGCUGCUGUACAGACCUGGAAGAAAGUGUGCACCAAUCCUGUGGACAAAAAGGUGGAGGAAGAGCUGAGAAAGCUCUUUGAGGUCCGUCCUGUCUGGUCUCGGAAUGCAGUAAAAGCCAAUAUCAGUGUCCACCCGGACAAGCUGAAACUUCUCUUGCCGUAUUUGGCCUAUUACAUGUUAACAGGUCCUUGGAGAAGCUUAUGGGUUAGGUUUGGGUAUGACCCCAGAAAACACCCGGAAGCAAAGAUUUAUCAAGUACUGGACUUCCGAAUUCGCUGUGGAAUGAAAUAUGGUUAUGCCCCUAACGAUAUGCCUGUGAAAGCAAAACGCAGCACGUAUAACUACAGUCUGCCCAUCACUGUCAAGAAGCCAGUAAGUCAUACAGUCAGUGUACAUGAUCUGAAACAGGGGCUUGGUACGUCCGGUGCAUCGGGUGCAAAAAAGCCUGCCUCCAGCAGGUACAAACUGAAGGAAUCCAUCUACAUUUUCCGAGAAGGAGCCUUACCCCCUUAUCGGCAGAUGUUCUACCAGCUCUGUGACUUGAAUGUGGAAAGCCUACAGAAAAUCAUCCGUCGGAAUGAUGGCACAGAGACAGAAUGCACAGAGCGGGAUGGGUGGUGCCUUCCAAAGACUAGUGAUGAUCUGCGAGAUACCAUGUCUCUGAUGAUAAAGCAGAUAAUCAGAUCUACAAGACCUGCUCUUUUCUCAAGUACAACAAGCAGUGAAGAUGGCAAAGAGCAGCUGGCAUAUGAGUCUGGAGAGGAUGAGGAUGAUGAAGAGGAGGAGGAAGAGGACUUCAAGCCUUCUGAUGGGAGUGAAAAUGAAAUGGAGACAGAAAUUCUGGACUACGUUUGAACUCGGCAAGCAGUCUGUCUGCCGUUGGACAGAAUCGUCUCUGCUCUUGUUCCUCAAGUGCUGAGGGUUCAGCCACCAUGCCCAGGAUGUGGGGAAGCAGAACUUGCAGUAAGAUGCCGAUGACCUGUCUGCACUGACUGCUCUGCCUGCUG
Molecule: messenger RNA, 1571 nt
Organism: Pygoscelis adeliae (Adelie penguin)
Lineage: Eukaryota; Metazoa; Chordata; Aves; Sphenisciformes; Spheniscidae
Product: general transcription factor 3C polypeptide 5-like
Exons: 11
Coding region: 1-1419 (472 amino acids)
Biological process (GO): transcription initiation at RNA polymerase III promoter
Cellular component (GO): transcription factor TFIIIC complex
Source: RefSeq, a predicted model, not a curated record